Rasamsonia emersonii CBS 393.64 is the source of this 744-nucleotide messenger RNA. RefSeq names its product Uracil phosphoribosyltransferase. The transcript has 4 exons. The record is from RefSeq and is a predicted model, not a curated record. NCBI's taxonomy places the organism in Eukaryota, Fungi, Ascomycota, Eurotiomycetes, Eurotiales, Trichocomaceae. Bases 1 to 744 code for a protein of 247 amino acids.
AUGACUACAGAGAGGGGUGAACAUAUUCCUUCACCUGCUCAAGGUGUGGGACCAUUCUACCGACCUGAUGGUGAGAAACCAACAGCAACAGUGUCGAAAGAUGUCUCCUAUGAGAAUGUUCAUGUUCUACCCCAAACCCCCCAAUUGAUCGCGCUCCUAACAAUGAUAAGGGAUCAAAGAACCGGGCGCGCUGACUUCAUAUUCUACUCAAACCGCAUCAUUCGGCUUCUGGUCGAAGAGGGCCUGAACCAUCUGCCUGUUGUGGAACAGUCCGUCACGACUCCUGUUGGCCGUUCCUAUUUGGGAGUCAAAUUCCAGGGGAAGAUUUGUGGUGUCUCGAUCAUGAGGGCAGGAGAAGCUAUGGAACAAGGACUGAGAGAUUGCUGUCGAUCAGUCCGCAUCGGGAAGAUAUUGAUUCAAAGAGACGAAGAGACUUGCCGUCCGAAACUGUUCUAUGAGAAGCUCCCCGCUGAUAUUGCGCAGAGAUGGGUCCUUCUUCUGGACCCCAUGUUUGCAACAGGUGGCUCUGCAACGAUGGCCGUUGAAGUUUUGAAAUCCAAGGGCGUGCCGGAAGAGCGUAUUCUUUUUCUAAAUCUUAUAGCCAGUCCUUCUGGGGUUGCAGAUUUCGCUCAACGGUUUCCGAAACUCAGAGUAGUGACAGCUUUUAUCGACCAGGGAUUAGACGAGAAGAAAUACAUUAUUCCAGGCCUCGGUGACUUCGGUGAUAGAUAUUACACUCUAUAG